This is a messenger RNA of Dioszegia hungarica, 636 nucleotides long. Its product is annotated as ras small monomeric GTPase. Gene Ontology annotation, biological process: signal transduction. Gene Ontology annotation, molecular function: GTP binding; GTPase activity; GDP binding. The coding region runs from base 1 to 636 and encodes 211 amino acids. Lineage: Eukaryota; Fungi; Basidiomycota; Tremellomycetes; Tremellales; Bulleribasidiaceae. Gene Ontology annotation, cellular component: plasma membrane. The transcript has 9 exons. The record is from RefSeq and is a predicted model, not a curated record.
AUGUCCAAGGGCCAGUUUCUCAGAGAGUACAAGCUCGUCGUGGUCGGCGGUGGUGGUGUCGGGAAGUCUGCUUUGACGAUUCAGUUCAUCCAAUAUGACCCGACUAUUGAGGAUUCAUACCGGAAGCAGUGCAUCAUCGACGAGGAGGUCGCACUGCUGGAUGUUCUGGACACAGCCGGACAGGAGGAGUAUGGCGCCAUGAGGGAGCAGUAUAUGCGGACUGGCGAGGGAUUCCUCUUGGUCUACUCGAUAACUUCUAGAAGCAGUUUCGAGGAAGUAUCGACUUUCCACCAGCAAAUCCUCCGUGUCAAGGACAAGGAUUACUUCCCCGUUGUUGUUGUCGCCAACAAGUGCGAUUUGGAGUAUGAGCGUCAGGUACAGCCUCACGAGGGCCGGGACUUGGCCAAACGCUUCAAUGCGCAGUGUAUCGAGACAUCCGCCAAGCAGCGGGUCAACGUAGAUGAGGCGUUCAUUGCUGUUGUCAGGGCUAUCAGGCGGUAUCAGAAGGAAUCCGGACCCCCUCAAGCACCUCUGGCGCCCGGCAAGUCCCAGCCCAGCGGUUCUGGCGGCAGACCCGCCGCGCAGGCAGACGACCACGUCGAUAAGGGAUGCUGCGGCAGCUGUGUUAUCCUUUGA